AUGUACGACGCUGUUGUUCUUGGCUCUGGCGUACUCGGAUUAUCAAUCGCUCGAGAGCUACAUCAAAGGGGUGUCAAAGUGGCAAUCGUAGCUAAAGAUCUUGCUGAGGAUUCAAACAGUGUUGGAUUCGCUAGUCCAUGGGCAGGCUGUAAUUGGUUCUCAUUUGCAACUGGACCUGAUGACCCAGCUGCAGAAUGGGAUAGAAUCACUUAUUUAGGACUUGACAAAUUGGCCAAAGAACGUCCCGAGCUAUGUGAGAAAGUUCAGGUUUAUAACGUAUGGGAGAGACCGAAGCCAUCAGGAAGUGAACCUUGGUUCAAGGAUUUGGUCGCAGACUUUCAACAAGUCGCUGGAACAUCAUCAAACCCUUUACCAGGUAAUAAACCCUUUGGUACCAAAUUCAAAUCGUAUAUCAUCCAUGCACCCGAAUAUACCGCAUAUUUAGGUAAACAAGUCAGAGCACUUGGUAUACCAGUCAUACGAGCUCGCGUAUCAUCGCUCGAUGAGGUAUACAACAUCCCUCAAAUCGGCAAAGUCGACUUGGUCAUAAACGCAUCUGGAUUGGGAGCGAAAACUUUGAUAGGUGUUGAAGAUGCAAAAGUGUAUCCCGCCAGAGGUCAGACAGUGUUGGUCAAAGCCCCAAAUGUGAAAGAAUGUAUAAUGCACACGGAAGGGUUCAAUGCGGCUCCAUUGGGACCUGGAGAGAAACCGCUCCCAGAACCGGCGUAUAUGAUCCCUCGGCCUGGAUCCUCCGGACACGUUGUUCUCGGUGGACAUUACUUAGUGUCAAAUUAUUCCACAUUACCGGACUUGAAAGAAGCAGAACGAAUCCUGAAGGAUUGUUAUAAUCUCUGUCCCGCACUUGCUGGACCGAAUGGAAAAAGCUGGAGAGAUAUAGAAGUCGUGGCUCACAACGUCGGACUAAGACCUGCCAGAGAAGGAGGUGCAAGAAUCGAAUUGGAACAAAGACAAAUCGGUCAAGGUGGCUCAAAUCAGGUCGCCCCUAAAUCAACGGAUUAUGGUAGGAAAGUAGCAGUCGUUCAUGCGUAUGGAGUCGGAUCAGCAGGCUUCCAAGGGUCUUUGGGAAUAGCAGAGAAAGCUUCUGAUUUGGCUGAGAAAUACUUGAAAAAAGCAAACUCUUCUCGAGCCAAACUAUAA
Kwoniella shivajii is the source of this 1158-nucleotide messenger RNA. RefSeq lists its product as uncharacterized. Gene Ontology annotation, biological process: D-amino acid catabolic process. The record is from RefSeq and is a predicted model, not a curated record. Lineage: Eukaryota; Fungi; Basidiomycota; Tremellomycetes; Tremellales; Cryptococcaceae. The coding region runs from base 1 to 1158 and encodes 385 amino acids. The transcript is spliced from 6 exons. Gene Ontology annotation, cellular component: cytoplasm. Gene Ontology annotation, molecular function: D-amino-acid oxidase activity; FAD binding.